CUUCUUUAAACUCGCUUUUUGCGUCCACAUCACACACAAAAACCACUCAAAAAACCCCAACCCUUUUUUUUCGAAAUCAAAAGAGGUUUUUUUAAAACGCAUUUAUAUAACACAUUCCCAUACAGUCCCGGAAGUCAUUCAACUGUUUCUCAUCGCAUAACUCUUUUUUGCUUUGCUUUUUUUUCCAUGUCAUUUGAUUCUAGCAAACCAACGACUGAUCGACUUUCUGAUGUCGAAGAAGGCGAAAUAAAUGACGAGUCGCAAGCUGCAUCCACAACCAAGUCGUCAAGUUCUACGGUCGAGCCUGCAUCUAGUGGUUCUUCUUCCGUGAAAGACAACAUUGAGGAUGUUCAAAUUGUAAAGGAAAACAAGGAUAAUAAAACGAACAGUUACUCCAAAUCGGACGAGAUUUCUUUGAAGGGAAAAAGCGGCUUGAACGCCCUUUCUGUUAACGGCGAAGAAGGGAGCACCAGCGACAAACGGAGCCGUUCGCCAACGCCUCGUAAAAGAACUCGUCCAGGCGAGGUUCCAGGCGACGAUGACCCAUUUGAAGAAUAUGAACGCUUAGCACGCCGCACAAGACGACGAUCGAGCAGUCGUGAUCAUACCUCACCACUGUCGUCGUCAUCAUCCAGUAGACGACGAUCUGAAUCCAAACACCGUCCUGAUUCUAGGCCUCCCUCGGAUUCAAGAUAUCGUUCUGACUCCAGGUAUCGUUCUGAUCCCAGACAUCGUUCCCGAUCAAGGCAUGAGCGCGACCGCGAUUACCGAAGGAGCUUUUCGCCAGAGGAUUAUCAUCGAUCUUCAAACCAUUCAAGCUCGCGCGAUAAGCGAUUGCGGUAUGAGCGCGACAGAUACUCGGAUAGAUACUCUCGUGAUGAGAGAAGAAGACAAGAUAGCCGUAGUCCGAGACCGUCAUCGCAUAGCCGGAGCAGACCAUCACACGAUGACGGUGGACGUGAUUCCAGCUCUUCAAGAUCACGUCAUGCAGGUGAACGACCAGUACAGGACAAGCGUGAUGAAGCUGCAAAGCCUGCUACUACUGCAUCGAGUAGCCAAAAUGAUAGAAAGCGGUAAGUCAUUUAUAGUUAUUAUUGGUUUAUUUUGUCAUUCAUGGUCUUGGUAAUUAUUACUAAUAUGUUAUUUUUGCGAUGGUAUUUUUACCAGGCAAAAAAGUCCAGAAAAGGGUACAACCCUGCCGUCAGAAUCCAAGGAUGAGAAAGAUAUAGAAGAGAAUAACCAAGCAGUUGAUUUCGAGAUCAAAGAUGAACAUGAAAAGGAGCUUGAAGAACAGCGACUUAUUGAAGAGCGGCGUAAACGACGUCGGAUGAUCUUGGAGCGUCACAAAGCAAGUACUAGCAGCAAAGCAAGCACUUCAACCCCCAGUACGCCUGAUCAAGGCGAGAUACCAUCAGUGGAGCUCACAAAAAGCAGCAACAAU
This is a messenger RNA of Zychaea mexicana, 1441 nucleotides long. RefSeq lists its product as uncharacterized. Lineage: Eukaryota; Fungi; Mucoromycota; Mucoromycetes; Mucorales; Lichtheimiaceae. The coding region runs from base 187 to 1077 and encodes 296 amino acids. The record is from RefSeq and is a predicted model, not a curated record. The transcript is spliced from 3 exons.